AUGUUCCAUACCAAGAAACCCUCAACUAUGAAUUCCCAUGAUAGACCCAUGUGUGUUCAAGGGGACUCUGGUCUUGUCCUCACCACAGACCCUAAGCCCCGUCUCCGCUGGACUGUUGAGCUCCAUGAACGCUUUGUGGAUGCUGUUACUCAGCUUGGAGGCCCAGAUAAGGCCACUCCCAAAACCAUCAUGAGAGUCAUGGGUGUGAAGGGUCUUACCCUUUACCACCUCAAAAGCCAUCUUCAGAAAUUCAGACUUGGAAAGCAACCACACAAAGAUUUCAAUGAUCAUUCAAUUAAGGAUGCUUCGGCGUUAGAUCUUCACCGAAGUGCAGCAUCUUCGUCUGGCAUGAUGAGCCGCAGUAUGAAUGAGAUGCAAAUGGAGGUGCAGAGAAGACUGCAUGAACAAUUAGAGGUUCAAAGACACCUUCAAUUAAGGACUGAGGCUCAAGGGAAAUAUAUACAAAGUUUGUUGGAGAAAGCUUGCCAAACCCUAGCAGGUGAUCAAAACUUGGCUUCUGGAAGCUAUAAGGGAAUUGGGAAUCAAGGACUUCCUGAUAUGGGUGCAAUGAAAGACUUUGGUCCUCUGAAUUUUCCUGCAUUUCAAGACCUUAACAUUUAUGGGGGUGACCAACUUGACCUUCAACACAAUAUGGAUAGGCCAUCACUUGAUGCUUUCAUGCCGAACAACGACAUUUGUUUGGGAAAGAAGAGGCCCAGUCCUUACGGUGGCAGUGGCAAGAGCCCUUUGAUUUGGUCAGACGAUCUGCGUUUGCAAGAUUUGGGAUCAGGACCGGCAUGUCUAGGACCUCAAGAUGAUCCUUUCAAAGGUGACCAGAUCCAGAUUGCACCACCAUCAAUGGAUAGGGGUACUGAUCUGGAAUCGAUAUCUGACAUAUAUGAAACAAAGCCAGCACUUCCUGGUGAUGCACUGGAUGAAAAGAAAUUCGAAGCAUCAGCAAAGCUUGAAAGGCCAUCGCCAAGAAGAGCACCACUUUCAGCAGACAGGAUGAGCCCUAUGAUCAAUAGCAGUGCAGGCAGAAACUCACCGUUUGGUUAA
Messenger RNA from Dovyalis caffra, 1059 nucleotides. The record is from the annotation of a GenBank genome assembly. NCBI's taxonomy places the organism in Eukaryota, Viridiplantae, Streptophyta, Magnoliopsida, Malpighiales, Salicaceae.